AGAUUAGAAUAAUACUUGUCAUAAUUUUCUCAGGGAUCAAAAUUGUUUAAACAUCUCUUGUUUCAGUUCUAAGUUGGGAACUCAGGACAUGUCUAAAAUUUUCGCAAGAAGCAGGACCUUACUUCUCUGAUCAGGAACUUUUGCAGUGAAAACUUUGGAUUCAUCUCUGAGGUAGAUGAGCAGUUACAAUUAUAUGAUGGAGUCGGUCCGAGAUCGGUGGGCUCAUCAGAGUAUGGUGAUGAGUGACUCUCAUAAUUAUAAAUCUGAAUUCGCAAAUAGUGAUACUUCUAUACCAUCACAAAAGAAAAGACCUACAUUAGCCACAAACACAUGUGGAGAAAACCCAUCUCCAUUUUUUCUUGCCCGGUCCAUUGCUGUAGCUAUGGGAGUCCGUUUCAUUGUAAUGGUAAUGAUAUGCAGUGCCAUAGUCAUAAAUUCAUUAUUCAACCAAGUGGCUCCAAUUUCUUUGAAUGAAAGUUACUGUGGCCCAUGUCCUAAAAACUGGUUGUGCUACAGAAAUAACUGCUAUCAAUUUUUUGAAGAGAGCAAAAGCUGGUCCCAGAGUCAAGCUUCUUGUAUGUCUCACAAUUCCAGUCUCCUGAAGAUAUAUAGCAAAGAGGACCAGGAUUUCUUCAAAUUGGUGAAAUCCUUUCAUUGGAUGGGUCUAGUACAAAAUCUAAAAAGUGGAUCCUGGCAGUGGGAAGAUGGCUCCAUUCUUUCGCCCAACCAACUAACAAUGAUUAACAUGGGACCUGGAAACUGUGCGCUUUAUGGCUCAAGUUUUAAAGGUUACACAGAAAACUGUUCAAAUCAAAACACGUUCAUUUGUAUGCAGAAGAAUGUAUAAAAAGCUUAAUGUUUAUAAAACAUAAAAGAUUCAAAGACACAAAAGCCAUUCCCUGAGUGUUCUCUAUGAAGAAAACUUCCAGAAGAAAGUUACACCAAUAUUUGUUAAAUAUUUUUUCUAUUUAACA
Messenger RNA from Rhinolophus ferrumequinum (greater horseshoe bat), 974 nucleotides. RefSeq names its product killer cell lectin like receptor K1 (gene KLRK1). Bases 176 to 847 code for a protein of 223 amino acids. The transcript has 8 exons. The record is from RefSeq and is a predicted model, not a curated record. Gene Ontology annotation, biological process: positive regulation of natural killer cell mediated cytotoxicity. NCBI's taxonomy places the organism in Eukaryota, Metazoa, Chordata, Mammalia, Chiroptera, Rhinolophidae. Gene Ontology annotation, molecular function: signaling receptor activity. Gene Ontology annotation, cellular component: external side of plasma membrane.